GAUCCAUGAACCGGCUCCAAUGUGUUAAAUAAUUAUACAUACAUAUGUACAUAAUUGUUGAAUUACAUACCUAUACAUAAUACAUGUGCAUUUAUAUUAUUAAAAAAUAAAAAACUACUGAUAAAAAAAACAGUAUAUUAAUUAAAACGCAAAUAGAUAACGUACAUUCUUAUCAGAAUAAAAUAUAACCAAAAAAUUUUCAUCAAUAAAAAUCUUGUUUAAAUUUUUGUAUAAAAAAUCAAAUUAAAACCGGUGAAAAAUGUCGGCUUUUUUAUCAACAAAAUUACUUAAAUCUGCAAGAAUUCUUAAUAAAAAUUCACACAUUAGUGUGUUAUCAAAUAGAUAUCUUAAUUUACUUGAAUAUCAGAGUAAAGAAUUGCUAAAAGACAGCGGUGUGUCAGUACAAAAUUUCACAAUAAUUGAUGACAUGAAAAAAGCCAAUACAGCCUUGGAAAAAUUUCGUGUUGAUGAGUAUGUUAUAAAAGCCCAAGUAUUAGCUGGUGGACGUGGUAAAGGAUGGUUUGACAAUGGCUUCAAAGGUGGUGUUCAUCUAACAAAAGAUCCUAAAAAAGUAUUGGACAUAACAAAACAAAUGUUGGGUCAUCGUUUGAUAACAAAACAAACUCAAAAAGAUGGUAUACUUGUACAAAAAAUAAUGGUUGCUGAAUCAGUUGACAUAAAACGUGAAACAUAUGUUUGUAUAUUGAUGGAUCGUAGUUAUAAUGGACCAGUAUUAAUAGCAUCACCAGCUGGUGGUAUGGAUAUCGAAACAGUUGCUGAUAAAACACCAGAAUUAAUUAAAAAAAUACCACUUGAUAUUUAUAAUGGUAUUGAUGAUAGUAUAGCUAAUGAAGUUGCUGAAUUUAUUGGCUUUAAAGAUGAUAAUAUAAAAGAAAAAGCAAUUUAUGAAUUGAAAAAUUUAUGGAAAUUAUUUGUUGAUAUUGAUGCAUUACAAAUUGAAAUAAAUCCACUUGUUGAAACAGCUAAUAAACAAGUUGUUUCUGUUGAUGCUAAAAUAUCAUUUGAUGACAAUGCUGAAUUUCGUCAAAAAGAUAUAUUUCAACUUGAAGAUGUUACUGAAAAAGAUCCACGUGAAGUUGAUGCAUCUAAAUUUCAUUUGAAUUACAUCAGCAUGAAUGGAAAUAUUGGAUGUUUAGUUAAUGGUGCUGGUUUGGCAAUGGCAACAAUGGACAUAAUCAAAAUGAAUGGAGGUGAACCAGCAAAUUUUCUAGAUGUUGGUGGUAGUGUUACUGAGGAUCAAGUAUUCCAAGCUUUUCGUAUUGUUGCUGAAGAUCCAAAAGCAAAAGCAAUAUUUGUAAAUAUAUUUGGUGGAAUUGUAAAUUGUGCAACAAUUGCUAAAGGUAUGGUAAGUGCUGCUGAAAAAUUGGGAAUAAAUAAACCAGUUAUUGUUAGACUUCAAGGAACAAAUAUGGAUGAAGCAAGAAAUAUAUUAAAAAAAUCAGGUUUAUCAUUUACCAUGGAAAAUGAUCUUGAUGAAGCUGCCAAAAAAGUUGUUAAAUCAAUUAAUUAAUAAAUACUAGGGCUAUUAUUAUGACAAUCAUUUAAAUGUCAAAUUAAUAUUAAGUAAGUUUACGACAACUUUUUAUUGGCACAAUUAAUUGUUACAUGUUUAUUACUAUAUACAUUUUUUUUUCUUAUUUUAUUUCUUAAAUAAAAUUCCAAACAAAUACGUGGUAAUUAAAAAAUUUACCUGUUAUAAAUAUUUUACCUUUUUUUAAAAAACCAAAUAUAGAUAUAAAUUCCCUCAUGAUUACAGUGUCAAUUAAAGGAUUUUUGGCCUCACCUAGUUUUAUUUAACUUGGAUUGAACAAAUGGUCCCAAGAUAAAAUAAAAAAAAAUUUUUAUAAAGAAAAUAAAUGAUGACUCGUUCUAUAUUUCGUAAUAAUGUUUACGUUUGGAAGUUUGAAGGCCACGGAUUACUCUCAGCAUAAAUAGAACACACGUAUAUAUCAUUUUAAUAUGUGAAAAAAGAAAAAUGAUACUUUAAAAAUAGUUUGUUGUUAUUUAAAAUGUUAUUUGUAAUUAAUUUUUAUAUUGUAUAUUAUUUUUGAUAAUUUGUUAAUCAAGUUAUUUUAUUUUUUUCAAGAUAAAUUAGUUGUUUUAUUUUAAAGACAAGAUGUUAAAUAAGAAAUCAGUAGCCCAGUAUGGUCAACACUUGACUUGUUAAAACCAUUCAAAGGUAGAAAGAAAAAAAAUAUAUAAAAAUUUUUUUUUAGUUAAAUGUGUAAGUAUGUGUGUAACGAGAGUACGAUCAAGACUUCCAUAUACGGUUCGACAUUUGAGACUUGCUAUUGAAGGUAAAAUUCAUGUGGUUUACAUUUUUUUUAAAAAAUUAUUUCUUUAAUUUUAAUGGGUUAUCAGGUCAAUUGAUUCAAAAAAAAAAUCAUCAAUAAUUUUUCUAUUUGAUAUAUUUUUAUCAUGUUUUAAAAAAUAAUAAAAAAAAAAAUUAAAAAUUUGUUUUUUCUAUUUUUAUAAUUAAUUUAUUUUAUCUAUUUUAGUUUUUUUUUUUAAUUGAAAAUAAUAUCAUAUAUUUGUAUGAUAAGAAUUGGUUUAUUUUAUAAGAUUUUUUUUAUAUUUAAAAAUUAUUUUGUUGGUUUUAUAUAUAGACUUGAUACGUGUGUGUUAUUUUUCUCCUACAUUUUUUUUUUCUUAAGAUUAUCAAAAGUCAAAUGCUUUUAAAUUAGUAUGUGUAUAUAGUUUUUUUUGGGGUAAAAUAAGCAGUGGGAGAAAUUACGACGAUGCGGGGUGUCACACAUAAGAAAUGUAAAGCAUCGAAUAAACUAUUCUUGGAGGGACUUACUCACACUCAAAUCAGCUUUUGACUUUGCAUCUUCAGAAAGUGUUAACAGCCACUUGAGAGCUGGACACCGGAUCGAUAUUUAUUUCAAUUUUAUCAGAAAAAAAAAAAACUAAAAGUAGAUUUUUACAAAAGAUCCAGAGAAUUUCGUGUAUGCGAAUGAAAUAAAUUUUUAGAAAAUAAA
Aphidius gifuensis is the source of this 3002-nucleotide messenger RNA. RefSeq names its product succinate--CoA ligase [GDP-forming] subunit beta, mitochondrial (gene ScsbetaG). Gene Ontology annotation, biological process: succinyl-CoA metabolic process; tricarboxylic acid cycle. Lineage: Eukaryota; Metazoa; Arthropoda; Insecta; Hymenoptera; Braconidae. Gene Ontology annotation, cellular component: succinate-CoA ligase complex; mitochondrion. Gene Ontology annotation, molecular function: succinate-CoA ligase (GDP-forming) activity; ATP binding. The record is from RefSeq and is a predicted model, not a curated record. The transcript is spliced from 6 exons. The coding region runs from base 260 to 1531 and encodes 423 amino acids.